Messenger RNA from Drosophila willistoni, 796 nucleotides. Its product is annotated as lysophospholipase-like protein 1. Gene Ontology annotation, cellular component: cytoplasm. The record is from RefSeq and is a predicted model, not a curated record. The coding region runs from base 1 to 720 and encodes 239 amino acids. Lineage: Eukaryota; Metazoa; Arthropoda; Insecta; Diptera; Drosophilidae. The transcript has a single exon. Gene Ontology annotation, biological process: protein depalmitoylation. Gene Ontology annotation, molecular function: carboxylic ester hydrolase activity; palmitoyl-(protein) hydrolase activity.
AUGAUAAGAGUGGCUAAAAUGAGCGUUAAUUCAAGAAACAUCAAGCACAGUGCAUCUGUUAUAUUCUUCCACGGAUCCGGCGAUACUGGCCCAAAUGUCUUGGAAUGGGUGCGCUUCCUGCUAGGUCGAAAUAUGGAGUUCUCCCAUAUAAAGGUUAUUUAUCCCACUGCCCCAUUGCAAAAGUACACACCGCUAAAUGGAGAACUCUCUACGGUGUGGUUUGAUCGGCGGUCAGUGAAUAUUGCUGCCCAGGAAACCAAAAAAAGCAUGUCUCAGUGCUACGAGAUCGUCCACCAGCUUAUCCAGGAAGAAGUGGCUCAAGGCAUCCCACUAAACCGGAUUAUUGUCGGCGGUUUCUCCAUGGGUGGAGCCCUGGCUUUGCACACUGGAUACCAUUUAAAUACCGGCCUGGCAGGUGUUUUUGCACACUCAUCCUUCCUCAAUCGUCAGUCUGUGGUAUACGAAUCCCUUGAAACACGACCACCCAAUAGUGUUCAGCUUCCUGAAUUGCGUAUGUUCCAUGGUGAACGUGAUACCUUGGUGCCAAUAGAAUGGGGUCAGGAGAGUUUUGAAAGUCUUCAAAAGUUAGGAGUGACCGGCACUUUCAAGCCAUUGAAGAAUACCUUGCAUGAGUUGAAAAAAUCAUCUCUAAUCGAAAUAGAGCAAUGGAUACUGGAAAAGUUGCCUCCACUUGAAAGCGAUGUGCAGAAUAAGCUCUGAUAACUGUUUUUCUCAAAGAUUCCUGUUUGUAUAUUGUAGAACAAUUAAAAACUUUUAUAUACAUGUUUAAUAUGAA